Molecule: messenger RNA, 1435 nt
Organism: Pseudocercospora fijiensis CIRAD86
Lineage: Eukaryota; Fungi; Ascomycota; Dothideomycetes; Mycosphaerellales; Mycosphaerellaceae
Exons: 2
Coding region: 171-1013 (280 amino acids)
Source: RefSeq, a predicted model, not a curated record
UUAAUAUCCUGUAGAAAUGCGAAUUCAUUCCAGCGCAUUGUAUAGCCGCGUUGCCUCAAGCGUUGUCUAGCAUAAACGCGCGACAGUUACAGCUUCCCGAAGCUUGGUCACCAGCACCCAACUGCAAUCCCUCCAGCGAGUCAUAUUGAGAACAGCGAGAACCAAACACCAUGGCCCCGGGAGCGGCAUAUACAGACCAUCAAUUCAGGUCAAAUGCCCAUACCGGGCCAAGAGCAACUCCAACCAUACCUAAAGGCGGCGUAUUUUCAGUCUACGCGGAAAUUGGCAUCCCAACUCCACCACAAUAUCCAUACGAGGCACUUCUAGACAUUCGAACAUGGCGAGAAUGGAAUUCAUUCAACCCAGACGUGAUCGUCACGAAGCACUCCAACCCACACAGUCGCGACAUUCGCAUGGAGCAAGGCUGCUUCAUGACCGUCUCCUACCAAAUCACAUCAGAUGUUCGAAAGGAGACCAAGUCAGUGUGCAGGCAUUUGGAGCCACUGAAGCAUAAAGACGAUGGUAAAGAGUCGCAUAGCAUGGGUGGAAACGUGACGCGAAUACGCUGGACGUCCGACAACGCAAAUCUCUUGACACCAGCUUUCGUCUUGAAGACAGAACGCGUGAAUGAGAUUGAGGAGACCUCGGACGGUCACUGCAAAUACAGAACCUGGUUGACGUUUGACGGCUUCAGCGCGAAGACUAUGAAGAAGAAAUAUGAGAAAGCACUCGCGGCACCCGGAUCCGCGGAAGAUGAGUGUCUCGAUGCCGCGCAAGUCUACCCAGCAAGCACGUUCGUCGAUGCAGCAGCCCCGAGUAUCGAUGCAGAAGCCAGAAGGAGAACAGUUGCAGCAUUUCCAGACAUCUGCUCCGACACGAUGAAGAGCGCGUGGCAGCCAGAGGUCUACAACUUUGGUAAAGACGACUUUCGCACGUCUUUGUUCGUGGCCGGCUUGUUGGAUGCGGAUAUGUUUACCGCGUCGGCUCUGUAUCUGACCCUUUGCAACGCAUGAUGGCAGGACCUUCCGAAGUGCUCAUGGGUCCUUCUCUAGUCUUGUGGUGGUUCUGGUGUCCCUGUUGAUAUAUCCCAAUGCUUUGUGCCGUCGGGUCUCCCCUUUUAGCACAUUUGAGUCCGGAACUAUGUUCGAAAUAUACUGUAAUGGAUUCAUAAUCUUACUCUUCGCUUCAGUCCGCAGCAUCGCCCUCUUCAACUCGUAUGCUUCCCUUUGGAGGAAACUUGCAGAAGCAGAAUAUCACAAACGCCAACAGAGCCACAGCGCCAUUGACUGCGAAUGUUAAGGAAGGCUGCCCGAUUGAUGCAAAGGCCGAGAAGACGAAUCCAAAAAGCCCCGUCGUCGCCAAUCUCGCUACCAUCUCAACAAGGCUGAUGGCACUGAGAGCAUCAGCGCGCUGCGAUGGGGAGCACAUCUGCAAG